AUGGAUGACAGCCUCUACGACGAGUUCGGCAACUAUAUCGGCCCCGACAUUGAGUCGGACCAGGAGUCCGAUGGCGAGGGCGCGAUCGAGGAGGAUGAGAAGUCUGUCGGGGAAGCUCCGUCUGACGAAGAAGACGCCGAGGGCGGCCAUGGCCCCAAUGGCUGGCUCAUGGCCGGUGAGGAAAUGGACGCUGACGCAGUGGGGUCGCAGAUUGUCCUGGCCGAGGACAAGAAGUACUAUCCCACCGCUGAGGAGGUCUAUGGUGAGGGUGUGGAGACCCUGGUAAUGGACGAGGACGCGCAGCCUCUUGAGCAGCCGAUCAUUAAGCCCGUUCGGAACGUGCGGUUCGAGGUGGGCGUCAAGGAUUCGUCUACCUACGUGUCUACCGAAUUCUUGCUGGGGCUUGCCUCUAAUCCCUCUCUGGUGAGGAACGUUGCGCUGGUGGGUCACGUCCAACAUGGCAAGACGGUGUUCAUGGACAUGUUGGUGGAGCAGACCCAUCACAUCUCAACCUUUGAUUCUGGGAGCGAGCGCCAUAUUAGGUAUACAGAUACGCGAAUUGAUGAACAGGAGCGGCGGAUCUCGAUCAAAGCAGUGCCCAUGUCGUUGGUGCUCGAGGACAGCAAUGCCAAGUCGUACCUGUGCAAUGUUAUGGAUACACCGGGACACGUCAACUUCUCGGAUGAGAUGACUGCAGCUCUCUCUCUCGCAGAUGGGGCAGUGGUAAUAGUGGACGCCGUGGAGGGAGUUAUGGUGAGUCUGAUUACUUUAUCACUUCCUGAUAAUUCUCCGAAUCUUUUUCCGUACAAGGUAAAUGUCUUUGAACACUGACUGUAUCAGUUUCAUAAUAUGUUCGAGUAUUUCGUUCGUAUGCUGUGGACGCAGUGUCUGUAUGAUAUUAUGUAAUAACCACCAUCAUUCAUAGUGUUUUGAGAAUUAUAUAUUCAACAAAGAAUAUGAAAUGAUUGUGCUUAGAGCCUGCGGCACAUUUAUUCUCGUAGAAGUAUAAAAAAUCCAACGUUGGACUUUGCUUAAUUAUAGCAGGAUGCAAAUAUCUGGAUGCAGACUCAUGCCUUAAGAAAAAGAGAUAGAAACUGAAUGGUUUCAUUCAUACUAUUCGGUUCUGUUUUCUCGUAGUUCUGGACCUCGUUAUGGUUUAGGGUUGGUCUUCUUGCAUAAUUUUCAAAAAUUAAAGAGUUUUUUUAACCGUAUGUUACUGUUGAAAAUGAAUUUUAAAGAACUGCAGCUGAGUCAGUCAAAAUCAUUAGUUGACUGCAUGUGUUGCUAUGAUCUGUCACUUUUUUACGUUUUCUGGACUUCAUAUGUUAUUGAAAUGGCUGUGGAUAGUUGAGCAUGAUUAAUGCACCCGAAGGUUAUGAGAAAGAAAGCCUAGGAGAUCGAAGCACAAGACUUAAGGUGAGAUGUUCAUAGUUAGAGGCAAACUAGUGUCUUUGGUAUGUAUUGUGGUUAUGCAAGCUGUUUAUAGGUUUUUAACUUGUAGUGAGUGCCACAGGCAUGGUUCAUCGAAUAAGCAGUAGACAUAUUGGAAUCAAGUAGGUUCUUCGGUCUGGAUUUUGGUUGAGUACCAUACCAUGGGAGAACAGCUUGUACAAAGAUCAAGAUUGUAGAAGACUAUGCAGUAAAGUCCUCGGUGGAUGAAUGCCUUAAAUAAAUGUCUCGGAUUGGAGAUCCUAUGUAUUUUUUGUUGGUAUAGUUCAAAGAUUAGUCGACCAUGAUAUCAUCAAUAUUCUUUUAAAAAUUAGUCAUUCAGACUUAGAUUUCUCUGGCUUGGUCUAGGGCUUUUCACGAGUUUAGGUCCACUUUCCUGUAUUCUUUUAUCCAUGGAAAAUAUAUGUGGAUAAUUUUAAGAAUUUCUCGGCGAUUCUCUUAUUCCAUGAGUUCUAUGUGGAUACCUUAUCACGAACACUUGCACAGGUGAAACAUUAAGCUCAAUGCUGAGUAUGUGCAUGUAUCAAUUUAUCAUCUGAGAUACUCUGUUUGCAGCUCUGUUUUGCCAUUAAUGCUUAGGUCCAUUCACACGUUAUUGGUGCCCCUUGUAUGGUAUACUUUUGAUAUUAGAACUUGAAGAUCUUCUUAAGUUAUCCUACUAGUGAUGAGUGAAGAUUGUAUCUUCCAAUUUGAAGUAUGAGCCCUUCAUCUUUUCUACUGAAUUAUUGUUCUAAAUGGACAUUUUUUACAGGAAGGUCAUGGAUUUUUUUUCCUUGGUGGUGUAUGAUAUUUAUGCCUUUCAAUUGUAGGUAAAUACUGAGCGGGCAAUUCGGCAUGCAAUAUUGGAACGGCUGCCCAUUGUACUUGUAAUAAAUAAGGUAUUUUUUUUUUGUCUUCAUCUUUGUGAUCUUCCAUUUACUGUGUACUUCACCUCAAGAUGCUCUGUAAAUGUAGAAACAUUGAUUAUCAAAAUAUCUUUCUUUUUCCCUUUUGAAUAAAUAGGUUGAUAGAUUGAUUACAGAGCUGAAGCUGCCUCCAAUCGAUGCAUACUUCAAGCUACGGCAUACACUGGAAGCGAUCAACGAGCUGAUAUCUUCCUUCUCUACCACAGCAGGAGGCGUUCAAACAGUUGAUCCAGUUGCCGGCAAUGUUUGCUUUGCCAGCGGCUGUGAUGGAUGGUCAUUUACUUUGCAAUCAUUUGCCAAACUCUAUGUCAAACUCCAUGGAAUUCCCUUUGAACAUUUGAAGUUCGCAUCACGCCUUUGGGGAGACGUUUAUUACCAUCCUGACACAAGAACCUUCAAGAGAAAACCCCCAGAAAGUGGAGGUGAAAGAACAUUUGUUCAGUUCAUACUCGAACCACUGUACAAGAUAUACAGUCAAGUGAUUGGAGAGCAUAAAAAGAGUGUAGAGGCAACACUUUCAGAGCUAGGUGUGUCCUUGAGUAAUGCAGCUUACAGGUUAAAUGUUCGACCUUUGUUGAGGUUGGCUUGCAGCUCUGUCUUUGGCUCUGCUACGGGCUUUACCGAUAUGCUGGUUCGGCAUAUCCCAUCAGCAAAAGAUGCUGCCUCCAAGAAGGUCGAACACAUCUACACUGGCCCUCAAGAUUCAUCAGUUGUGGAGUCUAUGAAAGCUUGUGAUCCAUCAGGCCCCCUCAUGGUUAACGUUGUCAAGCUCUACCCUAAAUCUGAUUGCAGCGUUUUUGAUGCCUUCGGACGUGUAUACAGUGGUACAAUCCUGACUGGGCAGACUGUACGUGUGCUAGGAGAAGGUUACUCACCAGACGAUGAAGAAGAUAUGACAGUGAAAGAAGUCACAAAACUAUGGGUUUAUCAAGCCAGAUACCGAAUACCAAUCAGCAAAGCACCUGCUGGUUCGUGGGUCCUCAUUGAAGGAGUAGAUGCAUCGAUUAUGAAAACAGCCACACUCUGCCCUUUGCACAUGGAUGAAGAUGUUUACAUAUUCCGUCCUCUUCGGUUCAACACCCUCUCUGUUGUGAAGACUGCAACUGAGCCGCUGAAUCCAAGUGAACUGCCAAAAAUGGUAGAAGGGCUCCGCAAGAUCAGUAAAAGCUACCCCCUGGCCAUCACGAAGGUUGAAGAAUCAGGAGAGCACACCAUUCUAGGGACCGGGGAGAUCUACUUGGAUUCCAUCAUGAAGGACCUUAGGGAACUCUACUCUGAAGUGGAAGUCAAGGUAUGAACAUCCUUUUAGGUGUAAUUCUUUGGGAUUUGAUGCGAUUUCUCUUGCACUUUUAAACAUACUAUUGUUGCAGGUGGCCGAUCCAGUUGUUACUUUUUGUGAAACAGUACACGACUCAUCUUCUUUGAAAUGCUUUGCGGAGACACCCAACAAGAAAAACAAGAUUACAAUGGUUAGAGAAUCAUUAUUCUUGUUCUGUGUAUCUUUGAUCCAGUCUCGUUCUUUCCUCUGUUUUUUUUUUUUUUUUUUAACUUGCUCCUGCUGUGUUUAAUUCUUAAUGCUUUUCCCACCGCCUACUCUGAAGUAGCAGUAAUUGCACUGUGAUUUCAUAUGCAUGAUCUCUUGUCGUCAUGGACCUCAGCUUGCUGAACCCCUUGAAAGGGGACUGGCGGAGGAUAUCGAAAGUGGGGUAGUAAGCAUUGACUGGCCAAAGAGGAAGCUCGGUGAUUUCUUUCAGAGCAAGUAUGACUGGGAUCUACUCGCCGCACGAUCCAUAUGGGCUUUUGGUCCAGAUAAACAGGUAGCCAAUCCUAUCAUAUUUGAACAAGCAUGAAAGGAUUUCAACAAGAAUCUCCUGCUUCCUUCCCCUUCCAUAUAUAUAUAUAUAUAUAGAUAUAUUGCAAUAAAUAUUUUCAUCCUCCAGCAUGAUCUCUCUCCCUCCCUACCUACUUCAUCCCAUAUCCACACCUUUCGUUCAUUCCUUCUUUCCAAGAUCUCUAUGGUUCACUUAGCAAGCAUUUGUAGUACUAGAUACAGUAAGGAACAUGAGAAUUUACAUUAACACUCUUUCAGGGGCCGAACAUCCUGCUAGAUGACACACUGCCCACCGAGGUUGACAAGAACCUGCUCAAUGCCGUCAAGGACUCCAUCGUCCAGGGGUAAAAGAAACUAAGGUUUUUUGCAAAAAACUAUCUUUUUUUCAGUCUGUUCCUAACAGAGGAUCAUAUGCCAUCUCCAGAUUCCAGUGGGGUGCUCGGGAAGGGCCCCUCUGUGAUGAGCCCAUCCGGAACGUGAAGUUCAAGAUCCUGGAUGCCAACAUUGCCCCAGAGCCUCUCCAUAGAGGGGGCGGCCAGAUCAUCCCGACUGCCCGAAGGGUGGCCUAUUCAUCCUUCCUAAUGGCCACCCCCCGCCUGAUGGAGCCCGUAUACUAUGUAGAAGUAAUCAUCUCCCGAUUAGAAACCUGAAGUACUCAUAUCCAAAGCCCGCUCUGAGAUCAUGUAAUUUCUCCACCAGGUCCUCACCCCUGCCGACUGCCUCUCCGCCAUCUACACAGUCAUCUCCCGCCGCCGCGGGCAUGUGACGGCCGACAUCCCCAAGCCCGGCACACCCGCUUACAUUGUCAAGGUUUGGGUCAAAACCUCACAGGAUUUAGUUCUUGAAUGCAUGCAUGCACAUUGCCUGUAUGCUUGAUUCAGUCGCCUCUGAGAGUUCUUUGGUGACACAAAAUGGAAUGAUUCCUGAACUCAUGCGCUGUUUUCUCAUAUGAUUCAAUGAUCCAGUCCAAUGUUUCCCCUUUUUCAUUCUUCCAGGCGUUCUUGCCGGUCAUCGAGUCAUUCGGCUUUGAGACCGACCUGAGAUACCACACCCAGGGGCAGGCCUUCUGCGUGUCAGUGUUCGACCACUGGGCGAUAGUCCCUGGAGAUCCUCUAGACAAGGGCAUUGUGCUUCGACCCCUCGAGCCGGCGCCAAUUCAGCACCUUGCCCGGGAAUUCUUGGUGAAGACGAGGCGUAGAAAGGUGAGAGCUUUUUUCAACCCUCCUUCCUCCUCAGGCUGCCGCUGUGUGUGUGUGUGUGCUUGUUGGCCGUGGUUGUGGCCUUGUGGCUGAUGUGGGAUUUUUCUGUAGGGGAUGAGCGAUGAUGUGAGUGCCAACAAGUUCUUCGACGAGGCCAUGAUGAUUGAGCUCGCCCAGCAGGCCGCCGAGCUGCACCAGCUCAUGUAA
Messenger RNA from Spirodela intermedia, 5591 nucleotides. The record is from the annotation of a GenBank genome assembly. NCBI's taxonomy places the organism in Eukaryota, Viridiplantae, Streptophyta, Magnoliopsida, Alismatales, Araceae.